GAAGAAUCGAGUAUAUAUUCCUCACCGAGUGCGCUGCCACCGAAGGGAGCUGGUUGCUGCAGGUAGUGCGUGGUACCCAAGGGCAUUGCGGCGCGCUGUGCUACACGGAGAUUGCGACGGGAAUGGAAACGAUUCGGACGUAACUCCAGCAAGGCGUUAUAAAUAUCUGUCCGUAGAUGCAUGUCGACGGCGUGUCAGUCGCCCGAGGAUGGCACCUGCACGGUCCGUUCUCCUCGACCUAACAUGAGCAACCUCGACGAUGAAGCAGCAGCGGAGAAACGUUCGCACACGCUUGACCCGAAGCAGGAAGCGGCUGUCGCUGUUCUUGCCAAGGCCGCCGGACCGGUGUUUGCCAAACCGUACAAAGGUGACCUUUUCGGCACUCGAACCAACACCAUCGACGGCAUGCUGUAUCUCUCCCGCAUCACUGUGAAGGAUCAACUCAAGAACAACGUCCCAACGCCGCUGCACACGGCUUCCGUGGACACGGCACUUCCCCAGCACCUCGAUAACCCGGCCCAGCAUAUGAGCGAAACCGGGUACCGCGCAAAGAAGCGGCAGUGCGCCAAGACAUUUGAACGCAUGAUCUACUCGCGCCUCACGCCACCGUCGUCGAAUGAGUUCGGAGCCCCCACGUCCAAAGAUAAAGGAAUGAAAUCCCUCCUGGACAACGGGAUCGUUCCUGCCCUCGUCUCCCUCGCCGCGGUCCCCGACACUCAGACGCAGUCGCACUGCGCCAAGGCGUUCUACGGACUCGCGCAGGUCCCGUGCACGCGCCGCCUUCUCGUGCUCCACAACAUCGUGGGGACGAUCUCGCUUCUCGUUCGACAUGGUGACGCCACCCGAAGCAAGUUCAAGCAAGAUCUUGCCGCCAUCCUCGGCCACAUCACAGAGGAGAGCUUCCUCGAAGACAAACUACUCCACGACGGGGUCGACCGUGUGCUCGUCAAGCUCUACCACGGCCAUAACGCCGAAACGAAGCGCAUCGUCGCUCUUGCUUACUUCAAUCUGUCGCACAACGCGAGCCAGCUCAAGCACUACAUCGACGCGUUCACCCAGUGUAUCACGACGGUGUGCAAGACCAUGAACGCGGCGGCCCAUCCAUCCAAAGCGACGCUACUCCUCGUCCAAGCGCUCUUUAAUCUAACGCAAACCCAGACCUUCCACAACGCCCUCAUGGCGGAAAACGCCCAUCGCAUUCUAUCUCUUCCCGUCGCUCACUUUUGCAAGUGCCACCAACACAAGUCGCGCCCCACGGAGCCAGUCGAGGACGACGCGAUCGAGUUUGGACUCAAAGGGUUGUUUCUGCUGGCAGCAACCAAGAACGGCCGACAGCAUAUCGUCCAAGACGGCCUCGUUCCAAGCAUCGUCGCGUGCUUGAGCCUUGGCGGAGCGAUUGCCGACACCGUGUGCAGCAUCCUGUACCAGCUCUCCAUGGACGAGUCGUGCCGGGAUGCGAUGGUGCAUGACAUGGCAACGAUUGUGGACAACAUCGUGCACAUCUCCACGUACGGGUACUUUACCAUGUCGUGGGUGUUUCGCCACGUGUGCGCCACGCGGGCGAUCUAUCCGUCGCUCGUCGUCGCGGGAGUUGUCCCCGUCCUCAUGCAAAUGACUCGCGACGCCCACGACGAAAUCAAACUCAACGGCAUCAGCUGCAUGUGCUGCCUGCUGCAGUGCGACCUCCAGCUCGACGACGCGACAGGGUGCACGGAACGGAUCAUUGUGGAUUUGGUGCAGUUUCUCCAGUCUCCCAUCGAGUCGAUCGUGGUCUUUGCCAUCACGGCGCUCUUCAACUUGUCCUGCAACGACACGUUAAUCCCUUUCCUGUCGGCCCCAUCGACCGGGCUCGUCGACGCGCUCAAGCACGUCAUUCGCCCUCCGUCGCAUUCCCACCGCCGUCCGACGGAAAAAGUAACCAACGUAAUGUUGCCCCUCAUCUACCAACUCGCCCCCACAACGCGCGUCGUCAUGCUUCAGUCCGGGUUCUUCGAUUUCGUCGCAACCGCCAUCUCGACCACGUCCGGCGCCCCCCGCCACGCUGCCUUGGACACGAUGGUUCAAUUUGCAUUGGACCCGGCCGAGUUUCCACAAGGCACAGAUGAUGUUCGAGCGCUGGUGAAGGCUUUGUACACACUCAAAACGAACAGCGACACGAUAGCCCUUCGGUCAUGUGUGUCGCUCCUGGCCCACCUGACAACGUCCCCGAAGAACCGCGACGUGCUCCUCAAAACAGGAUGCGCCGUGUGCCUUGCCCGCAUCUGCAACACUGCCGACGACUUCAUCAUGGGCAACUGUGCAUACAUAUUGUAUUGUCUGGCGGACACGAUUGAGGCCGUCGAAGUCAUCGUGCGGGAAGAAGCGAUUCCAGUGCUGAUUCAGCUCAGCCGCGCAUCCAACGACACUGUCAAGGAGCUGUGCAUUUUGACCUUUUGCCGCAUCUCAGCGCACUCGAACAUGGAAACAAAGCUCGUCGAGCAAGGGGCGAUUGCGGCGUCCAUGAUCAUGGCGCUUGUCGCGACCAAGAGCGAUCAAAUUAAGACGUUGUGCAUCAAGAUAAUCUCCAACUGCCUCUCCGUUCAAGCCAAGCACUGCACGCGAACCAUGAUCGACCAUGGCGUGUUUUGGGCCCUCAGCUCCCUGUCGACGUUGCCGUUUGCCGACACCAAACACGCCUGCGCAACUUGCUUUUGCAAUCUCUCGUCGGCAUAUCCACUCAAAAUGAUUGAAGCGGGCGUCCCGAGGGCCCUCGUCCAGAUCGUCGAGACCGGUGACGGCCCGACCAUCGUGGUUGGGCUUCAAGCCAUUGCCAACCUUCUCCACAACGACAAGGCUUGCGGGAUCCUCGUCAACGAAGGCAUCGUGAAAAUUUUACGGCGGCUCGUCGACGACUCCAAUGCCGCGGUCGCGCAUGCUGCAGCCAUGGUGUUCCUGAAGACGUCGCGCGCGGACGAUAAAUGCCGCAUUGAAAGCAUUCGGAAUGGUCUCCUGCCGUGGAUGCGCUCGAUUCUCUCAAACGAAUCGUUGGUCCUCCAGUGUCUCAUCACGCUAUGCGACUGUACCGCCAACCGCGCCGCCCAAGUCCACAUGCAUCCGGCGCACGCAAUGGACAUCCUUCGCAUUGCAUCCAUGUCGACGGCACUGACGUCCGCGACCACUCCCGACCGCAUGGGUCUCACUGUCCAGGCCCUGUACAACUUGACGUGCCAGCCAUCCAAACUCCUCGAGCUGGUGCAAGCCGGCGCCCACAACUUCUUGCAACAAGGUCUCCGCGCAGACGAUCGCGAUCUGUCGAGCUUGUGUGUUUUAUCGCUGUACAACUUGACCUGCGUGUUGGACGAAACCGCGCUGUCGGCGCUGGUCGCGAGCGGUCUAACGCAGGUGCUGCAUGACACAUACCUCCUGGACCUUGAAAAAGCGUGGUGCGUGCUGUCCAUUUGCAACUUGGCCCUGGGGAAGGUCAACUCGUCGCGGAUUGUGAUGGAGAACGGCGGCGUCGUCUUGGUCGAUUACGUGCAGUCAAAUGAAUUUCGCCCAGCGACUUCGCUCGACGCCGCCGUUCCACCGCCGUUGGCGUCGACAGUCGCUGCAGCAUUUCGCAAGCUGAUCAACCCCCCCGGGAAUCAAAAGGCGAUGGUGGAGCUCGGUGUCGUCCUGUCGUUCGUUCGACUCCUCAGCGACGCCACUGCGCCAUACGAUAUCAUCAUCACGUGCUUAGAGUCCCUCACGAUUCUUACACGCAACAAAGACCACAUCUGGCGCAGCUUGUCCGACGGCUUGCUCGGGUGCAUCCUCGACAUUAGCGACCGCAACGAAGCCCAGUCUACCCCCGACCCGACCAUCGGUGCCCAUUGCUUCACAGUGCUGUCGAACCUGUGCGCCGUGGACUUCGACUCCGCCGCGCCCACCCAUCCGCACAACAUCCGCGCCAACGCCAACGUGAUCGCAUACCUGACGCAACUGUCCGAAUACAGCACAAAACAGAACCCUGCGGGCUGUACCCCAAUCGUCCAGCCGGCACGUGUCCACUCGCAGGUGCAUUCACGAUUCCUUGCGCCGUUGCCCCCGGGCAUCCCAUGCAACAACGCACAUGUGUCACCAUCGUACUCCGUGCCAUGGGAGAAAUGCUGUGCACACAACUGCCCGGCCCUUCCUUCGCCCAUUGGAUGUGUUUGGUCGCCAGUCAACAUCUCCGUGUUUACCAAACACCUCCCCGAUUCGUUCAAGCUGCCGCGCUUCGAGAUUCUUGAGAAGAUUCCACUCGUCCGGGACUACGCAGACACGAGCGAAGCUGCGCACAGAUAUGUUGUCGGUAUCAAGGGGCUCGUCCGACUGCAGGUCCAAGCACACAACCAGGCAAUGCUCAGUCUCCGACGAAAGAAACUUGCAGCUUCCAGUCAUCUUGACAACUUGCAGGACGCAGUGGACACGUCAGUGGCCCGUCCUUUGAGCGGCAAGACGCGCAAGGAAGCGUCCUCCUCCAAGCAGACGACCCUGCACAAUCCCAUGAGCCGACUGCGCGCCAAGCGGUCGUCGUCCCUCAAGUAUUUAGUUCAAAAGUAAAGAUCGGCCAUGUUCAUACUGUAACCAAUCAGGUGCCUUGAUCAAAAUCAGUCGCAUUUUGAUUGGCUGAAGGGAAUCUGCCCACUGCUCGUCGGGACGAACACGCGGACGGCGCAAGCAUGAGCAUCCCCCACACGCCGUUAAACAGUCCCAUGCGCAAGACCAAGAGCAUGAAUGACAUGGCGACGAGCGUCGUGCAAUGGCCGUGCACUGACGACUCCUUCACGCGAUGUAUCGCUUCGCUGCCUCUGGUGUGUGGUCAACUCUGGCGUGUGCGAGGCCUCUCAUCCCAUCCGCGCAGAUUCGAACGCCGCAAGCAUGCGUCCCCACACAUACCACAGACCCUCCUUCGCACCAAGUGAUCACGAGCGAGCCGUUGCACAAUCUUUUGCGGAGCUUCUACCGCGCUGCGGACGCCAAGCUAAAGCGCGAAAUGACAGAUCAAGUGCCCGUGGACCGACCAAAUAAGAUUCCCCGGAUAACCUAAUUAGCGCAACGUCGGGUGUGUUCGAUCAAGUAGUUGAAAAUUGGUCCAGAUCUGCGUCUGGGUGACUCAGUUGGUCCGUCCAAGUCAAAAACGAGUUCAACUCGUCCUCGUCCAGCGAGUCUUCGUCGUCUUCUGGUUGUUGAGGAAGCGGCGACGACAUGUCGAUCAUGGGCAACUGCACGGGAGGACGGACUGAGGCUGUCGGCGGUCCUUGUGGAAUAACUGGUUGUAAUGCCGUGUGCGGAGUGAUUGACGGUAGAUGAACGUCCUCGCGGUGUGUUGGUGUCGUCGAUGGAGUGUUCUCUGCGGCAGGCGCAGUCCACCGCUGUCUCCUCCGUGCAACUUCGUCAAUGCUGGUGCUGACACGUGGGGUCUUGGGUUUCGUCGUUUGCCUCUUGACAAGUUUCUUCGUGGGGGCCAAGAUAACUUCGCGUGGAUCAUGAUUCGGUGAGUCCUGGUUGCUCGGGAUAGAUCGCCCUGUCAAGAGGGACCUUCUGCUCUUCCGAUGGGUCGUCGGUGGGACAACUUCCUUCGUUCUGUUCGCCAGGAGCAUCGCAGGGAGUUUGGAUAGUAUCGGUUCCAUCAUUUGGCGAAUGCUGCAGGUGAAUCAAUACUCGAGACCCCCUC
Molecule: messenger RNA, 5677 nt
Organism: Aphanomyces invadans
Lineage: Eukaryota; Oomycota; Saprolegniomycetes; Saprolegniales; Verrucalvaceae
Exons: 11
Coding region: 181-4563 (1460 amino acids)
Molecular function (GO): protein binding
Source: RefSeq, a predicted model, not a curated record